AUGCCCCGAACAGGAAUCGCCCAGGUCGUGGAGAACCACAAACUGACUCUCAAAGAGCCCACGGUCAAAAUUGACACUCCUAAAGACGUGGUGGUCAAGGUCGAAUUUGCUGCCCAGAACCCCAUUGAUGUGCGAACCUAUGAUCUGAAACAGAUCCCCGACGGAGAGAUCGCCGGCCGAGAUCUCGUUGGAAUUGUGGACGUGAUUGCUCCCGAAGUUGUGGACAAGGAGCUCAAGGGAACUCGAAUUGCUGCUUUUGCCAAUGGAAGCACUCCCUCCAAGUCUGGAGCGUUUGCUCAAUGGGCCAUUGCCAAGGACGAGAUCUACGUGGUCAUUCCCGAUAACAUUGCUCCUGAGGCAGCUGCCACUCUUCCCGUGGGCUUUUUCACGGCCGUUCACGGCCUUUACUUGCCUCACAAGCUGGGUCUUGAGAGAGGAGGCAGUAAGUCGGAGCUCGUGCUCAUCUGGGGUGGAAACUCGUCCGUUGGCCGAUACGCCAUUCAAUUGGCCAAGCUGGGAGGCCACCGAGUCAUCACCGUGGCGUCUCCUGCCUCUGCUGACGAACUCAAGGCUCUGGGAGCCGAAAAGGUGUUUUCUUACAAGGACGCUGAUGUUGUGGAGCAGAUUCGAAAGGAGUAUGGCGACAUUCCCAAUGUCCUAGACGCCAUUGGAACCCCUGAUUCAGCCACAACGUCCUCUAAGACUACUGGAAGCUCUCCCGCAAAGUACACCACCGUGCGUCGAAACGCAGAGCACACGGAAAACUUCCCCAAACACAUUACUGUGUCGCCCAUCCAGGCCUACCGAGUCUUUGAUCAGGAGCAUCUUCCCGAGGUGACUAUUGCCAAGGAGUAUGCUAAGCUGCUGACUGGUUGGCUCAAGGAGGGCAAGAUUGUUCCUAACAAACCAAAGGUGCUUGGAGGCCUGGAGAAGGUCGAAGAGGGUUACCAGCUCCAUCGGGACGGUAAGAUUCAUGGAGAGAAGCUCGUUUAUGACAUUGCUAAGACAAAGCUCUAA
This is a messenger RNA of Yarrowia lipolytica CLIB122, 1017 nucleotides long. RefSeq lists its product as uncharacterized. NCBI's taxonomy places the organism in Eukaryota, Fungi, Ascomycota, Dipodascomycetes, Dipodascales. Gene Ontology annotation, molecular function: oxidoreductase activity, acting on NAD(P)H. The record is from RefSeq and is a predicted model, not a curated record.